This is a messenger RNA of Tetrahymena thermophila SB210, 2403 nucleotides long. RefSeq names its product radial spoke head-like protein. Gene Ontology annotation, cellular component: cilium. The transcript has 12 exons. Lineage: Eukaryota; Ciliophora; Oligohymenophorea; Hymenostomatida; Tetrahymenidae. The record is from RefSeq and is a predicted model, not a curated record.
UUCUCUUUAAAUCAUUAAUAUACACAUAUACAACUAAAGUAAAAUAAAUCAAAAAAUUAUUAAGCUCUUUCAAUUUAGCAGACCAACCAUACAUAAUAAAAAGUAUCAAUGAACACUUAAUUAGAAUAGCCUGGAAAUUAUGAGUUUGCUGCUGCACCUUAACCACUUGGUGCUAAAGGGAAAUAUAGAGACUAAAAUGACUAAGGCGGAGCUUACUUGUUGAUGGAUAAGGGAAAUAGAAGCAAGGGCUUUUAGUAAUAAGCCUAGAAAACUGGAAAUAUGUCAAAAUCAGAGGGAUAAUUUAUGGAAAGUGAUGAAGCAUUCUAGACAAAUAAUCCAAAUACUAACUACUUAGAACCAUUAUAAGAUGAAAUAGAGGAUGAAAAUGAGAUAGAGCCAGAUUUUUAUGUUGAUAGGCCACCUACUCCUGAGUUUAAGCCAAAGGAAAGAGGUAUUGAUGUUUCUACACAAAUUAUUGAUGGCGAGUUGUUUGAUUUUCAGCUAGAAGUUGAACCCAUCCUCUAAGUCCUUGUUGGAAAAACUGUAGACCAAGCAAGAAUGGAGCUCAUUGAAGAAUAUGAAUAAGCAGAAUUAAAAAAGCACAAAGCCCAAUUUGAAAUUAAGAGAAAUGCUGAACUUAUGGUUACUUAAAGAAUGGAAGCAGCAUACAUAAGAAGAUAAGAAGAAAAGGAAAGAAGAAAUUGGUAGCAUAAGCUAAAUCGUGAUUAGCAAAAAUUCGCUCAUAAAAAGCUAAUUAGCAGGUUGCUAGUUAAAAGAGCUCUCAGUGAUUUAAAACAAAAUUCACUUAAUGAUUUAGAAAAUUAAGGUUUCCUAAGGGAUUAAAUGAUUCUUAAAUUGAAAGCUAAUUUCUUGCCUUGGGUUUUAAACACAACUAUAGAUUUUGUUUAGAACACAGACUCUAUUGAGCAUUAAUUAGAAGAAUUUGCAGAUGAAUUGCAAAAUGAAUUAGCAAAUUAACACAAAGCUAACCUUGAGAAAGAAAAGAAUAGAAGGGAUUAAAUUUUACACGAAAGAGAAGUAUUAAGAUAAAAAAAAGAGGAAUACAAACGUAAGAAAGAAGAAUGGAAGAGAAAGACAUAAAUUAAUUAAGAAAGAUAGUUGAUAUUAGAUUUUAUCUAUGAGAAUAUCAUCAAUAAAGCUGAAAAAAUUGAAAAUGUUAAAGAUUGUGAGUUUGCCGAUAUUACAGGUGAUAAUAGAAGAGUACCAGUUACUAGUAUUUUUGGAGGUUUGUUGAGUUAAAUCUGGAUAGCAGUUGAAUCUGCUAAUUUGAUUUUACAAGAGAAUCCAUUAACUUAGAAUUAAAUUAGAGAUAUUGUUGACUUAGUUUUAAGAGAGUUCAAGCAUGGUUUGACAAUUAAAUUUUCUGAAAGUCAAAAAGAGUUUUAUGAUGAAUUGGUUAAGCAGCUUUCAGAAGCUACAGAAAAUAUUCCUGAAGCAAGAGAAUAAUUUAUUAAUAAUAUAUUAGAAAACGAAGAGAUCUACAUUAACGAUUUAGAUACUAUCAGUUACUUAAGAAACGCUAUAGAAAAAAGAAAUGGAUCGACUCAAACAUUUAAAGAAAUUCUUAAGAUUCUCCUAGAAUAUCAUGCUAAGAAUAUUAAGCCAGAUCCUAUUGAUGAGCAAAAGUCAAAGGAGGAACACAAUAGCAGUAUAAGCCAUCAAAGAGGCUCUAUGAAUGACUUAGAUGAUAAGUUGUAUAGAUAAAAAAUAAGAAUUUUAUUCGAAAAUACUAAUGAAUAUAUAAGAAAUCAUGCUAAUGUGAUUAUUCGUUUAAGAGUACCUUUCUUAACUCAAUAAGAAAUGGAAAAAAUCAGAUAAGAAGCUGAAAAAUAAAGUCAAGAAGAAUAGAAAUCAUAAAAUAACUCCUAAUUAUAAUAAGAAUAAGAAGAAGGAAGCAAUCAGGUGUAAGAAAAUUAAAAAGAGCAAGAAGCUUAAGGAGUUUAAGAAUAACUUGAAUAAGGAUAAGAAUAAGAGCAAGAGCAAUAACCCGAAGAAGAGAAAUGUAAGUACGAUGUCUUUGUUGAAACAUUUGAUGGAGAAGGGUAUAAAAGAAAUCUCAUCGAGAAUCUUAAUAACUCAUAAAGAAGACCACUUAACGAAGAUCAUCCUUCUUAAAUAAAUAUAUGGGUUAAUGAAGAAAGACGUUUCCUUUAUUUCGACGAAAGGACUUUAUUCUAUCUAGAAGCUGUUUUGCAUAAAGUUAUUAGAGAUGUACUUGGAAAUAAAGUUGAACCUAUAAAUGCUUCCUAAUUUUCAUAAUACUUUGAUGAAAUCCAAGAUCUUGUAUUUGAAAACUUCCUGGGUGAUGUGUAUGAAGAAGAAAAAAUAGAAAAAAUACCUAUAUUUGAUAUAGAUUUUGGGUUUAAUUUACCUUCAGAGUGA